UUGGCUGUGGGGAGAAGCCAGGAAGGUGGGAGAUGGGCAGCUGUGAGGAGGUGGGGUGCUGGGGGCUGGCAGCCUUGUCCUGCCCCAGGAAGGCAGCAUGGCAGGGAAGCACCAUGGGCUGCCCAAGUGCCCACCACACCCCGCCAGGUGUGGUCGCCAGAGCCAGUCCUCCCUGAGUGAUCUGUGAGAGAAGCUUAUAAAGUGUUUUAAGAGGCUGGCAAAUUACAGCGUCAGAAGCGCAUAAAUGCUUCUGUAAUGCCAGCCCAGCCGGGCCUGAGAGCAGAGAGGGAGCUGGUUCCCAGCCAGGGGGAGACCCAGCUCUGAGGCGGAAGGACCCGGUUUAGCUUGGGUCUUUCGAGCUCUUUCUCCCCGCCCUCUCUUGCACAACUCUCUGGCAGGACCUAGCUCCUGACUGACCUGCCUCGUGCUGGAGUGAAGUCGGUAGGGUGUGGCUCUCUGGUGUCCUCAAAAGGGGACAUGGAAGAGCAGAGAUACAGCCAGGGCACAGGAUUGGAACCUCAGCUCCUGCUCCGGGCUCUGGGCGCUCAGACUUGACCGCGUGGUUGUGUCGGAAGUGGUGGAACAUGGGACCCCGGUUUCAGCUGAAGCUCUGCCCCCCAUUUCCGCCAUCAUGGGUGGGCCUCAGUUUCCCCCUUGUGAGGUUAUCAUCCCAUUGCAGGGUGGCUGUGAAAUGUAAAUAAAAGAACGUGCCCAGGGUCAGUGUGCCACGGACUUCGGGUCCGUUUCUCAGUUCCUUGUCCACUGCCACAGUGGCCCAAGCCAAGAGGAGCAGGGUGGGGACACCAGGCACCUCAGGGGACAGCAGGCGGUGGGCAGGGACUGUGUCGUGAAUGAGGCCACUCCCGGCUUUGGGAUCUAGGGGAGAGUCUUUGAAGAGGCAAUAAAAUUCAUCCCCGUGAGAAGACGACAGCAGAGUCCUGACUUAGCAAACCAAAUUCAACACUUUUUCCCCUGCUUUUUACAAGGUCAGGAAUUCUGGAUGGGUGGCAGGAAAAUCACAGUCUCAUCAAAUUAGCUUUCUAGACCAGCAGCUGGCUUACCCAAGAACAGCCGCCGCCCCGCGGAGGGUGGAUAUAAGCAUCCUGAGAGGCCGAGGAAGGACACAGCCUUGGUGUCUCGCCCGGUGACACACGUCCUCUCUGAUCCCAUCAUGGCCACUCAGAUCUGCACCUCGACCUUCUCCUCUGGCUCCGUCAGGGGCCUCUGUGGCUCGGCCGGUGGCUUCUCCCGAAUGUCCUCCUUCCGCUCCGGGGGCUCUUGCAGGGUCCCAAGGCUGGCUGGCACUGUGGGGUCCGGCUCCUCCUUCAGGCUGGGCCUCUCUGGGCCUGGGAGCUUUUUGCCUGGCUCCUGUCUCUCUACUGGGGGCCACCCCUCUGGCUUCCUUGGGAGCGGGGGCUGGUUCUGUGAGGGCUCCUUCAACGGCAGUGAGAAGGAGACCAUGCAGUUCCUCAACGACCGCCUGGCCAGCUACCUGGAGAAGGUGCGGGAGCUGGAGCAGGAGAACGCAGGGCUGGAGGCCCGCAUCCGGGAGUGGUAUGAGUGCCAGGUCCCCUACAUCUGCCCAGACUAUCAGGGCUUCUUCAGGACCAUGGAGGAGCUCCAGCAGAAGAUCCUGCUGACCAAGGCUGAGAAUGCAAGGCUGAUCCUGCAGAUUGACAAUGCCAAGCUGGCUGCGGAUGACUUCCGGACCAAGUACGACAGCGAGCUGUCCCUGCGGCAGCUGGUGGAGUCGGACAUCAACGGCCUGCGCCGCAUCCUGGAUGAGCUGACCCUGUGCAAGUCUGACCUGGAGGCGCAGGUGGAGUCGCUGAAGGAGGAGCUGCUGUGUCUCAAGAAGAACCACGAGGAGGAAGUCAACACUCUCCGUGGCCAGCUCGGGGACCGGCUGAACGUGGAGGUGGACGCUGCCCCGCCGGUGGAUCUCAACAAGAUCCUGGAUGAGAUGCGGUGCCAGUAUGAGGCACUGGUGGAGAACAAUCGCAGGGACGUGGAGAUCUGGUUCAACACCCAGACCGAGGAGCUGAACCAGCAGGUGGUGUCAAGCUCCGAGCAGCUGCAGAGCUGCCAGGCGGAGAUCAUCGAGCUGAGACGCACGGUCAAUGCCCUGGAGAUUGAGCUGCAGGCGCAGCACAGCAUGAGGAAUUCCCUGGAGUCCACCCUGUCGGAGACCGAGGCCCGCUACGGAUCACAGCUGGCCCAGAUGCAAGGCUUGAUCAGCAGCGUGGAGUCACAGCUGGCCGAGAUUCGCUGUGACCUGGAGCGGCAGAACCAGGAGUACCGGAUGCUGCUGGACACCAAGGCCCGGCUGGAGCAGGAGAUCGCCACCUACCACCGCCUGCUGGACAGCGAGGACUGCAAGCUUCCUGCCCACCCUUGCUCCACUGAGUACAAGCCUGCUGUGCAGAGUCCCUACAUUGCCCCCUGCGCCCCGGCUGGGUCCUGCGUGGCAGCCCCGCAGGUCAGCACCCAGAUCCGCACCAUCACGGAGGAGAUCAGAGACGGGAAGGUUGUCUCCUCCCGGGAGCACUUGGUGCCCCGCCUGCUGUGACCCUGCCCCCCCCCCAAGUCCCCCAAGGAGGACGCCCUGAGGCUCCUGGCUGCUAAGUGACCCCACCUUUUACCCGCUUAGCUGGGUUUUCAACCAAAAUUCUUCUUGUGUUGUUUCUGGUCUUAACUGUGCCUUUUAUGCCAUGCAAAGCUGGGUUCUCCCGGACAUGUGUGUCCCCAAUAAAGUGCAUGCUGUUG
Cavia porcellus (domestic guinea pig) is the source of this 2766-nucleotide messenger RNA. It is a transcript of the gene Krt36, whose product is annotated as keratin 36. Lineage: Eukaryota; Metazoa; Chordata; Mammalia; Rodentia; Caviidae. The record is from RefSeq and is a predicted model, not a curated record. The transcript is spliced from 8 exons. Gene Ontology annotation, molecular function: structural constituent of skin epidermis. Gene Ontology annotation, biological process: epithelial cell differentiation; intermediate filament organization. The coding region runs from base 1172 to 2569 and encodes 465 amino acids. Gene Ontology annotation, cellular component: intermediate filament cytoskeleton.